CACAACCCUAACCCAUACCCGAAAACGGGAUUCAUUAGAUACCGAAAACGGCGGAGACGUCCCUAUCGGCAACCUCAGUCUCGUACCUCAUGAUCUGGCUGUCGCAACUUCUAGUUCUACGUUAUGCUCUCCCCUCUCCCUCUCUCCCUCCCUGCUGGCCGAUCGAAGUGAAUAGCUCUGCUGUUUAGCUCCUCGCCGACGAGCAGAGAGGCGGCCAGUUGAAAACUCUUCCAUCUGCUUGGAGCCCUAGCAACCGCGGGGCCGUCCAUAGCUUCUACUGAUCCGGACGGCGUUGUUUGGCUGCUCGCCAAUCGAAAGAGUGGGAUGAAAGGGCUCUUCAAGUCCAAGCCUCGUACUCCGGCUGAGGUUGUGCGGCAGACUCGCGACCUGCUCAUCUUCAUCGAUCUCAACUGGGGUACUCGCGAGGUCAAGUGCGAGGAGAAAGUGUUUGAGCUCUCCAAACUUUUCCGGGAAUUAAAGUCUAUUCUAUAUGGGAAUAGUGAAGCUGAACCAGUGUCUGAAGCAUGCGCACAACUUACCCAAGAGUUCUUCAGAGAAAACACCUUGCGCCUGCUAAUAACCUGUCUUCCAAAACUAAACCUGGAGGCUCGAAAAGAUGCUACCCAAGUGGUUGCAAAUUUGCAGAGGCAACAAGUCCACUCACGAUUGAUUGCUUCUGAUUAUUUGGAAGCAAACAAAGAUAUUUUGGAUAUUUUGAUAACUGGAUAUGAGAAUAUGGAUAUUGCUUUACACUAUGGUGCAAUGUUGAGGGAGUGCAUUCGACAUCAAUCCAUUGCAAGAUAUGUUUUGGAGUCAGAAUACAUGAAAAAGUUUUUUGAUUAUAUUGAGCUCCCAAAUUUUGACAUAGCAUCCGAUGCCACUGCAACUUUCAAGGAACUUUUGACAAGGCAUAAAUCAACGGUAGCGGAGUUUCUCUCUAAAAACUAUGAUUGGUUUUUUGCAGACUUUAAUGAGAAGUUGCUAUCUUCUUCCAACUAUAUCACAAAAAGACAAGCUAUCAAGCUUUUGGGAGACAUAUUGCUUGAUAGAUCAAAUUCUGUGAUUAUGUUGCAAUAUGUUUGUUCGAAGGAUAAUAUGAUGAUUCUAAUGAAUCUUCUGAGGGAAUCAAGUAAAAACAUCCAAAUAGAUGCAUUUCAUGUGUUCAAGUUAUUUGUAGCAAACCAGAACAAACCGGCUGAGAUUGUAACCAUACUAGUCACCAACAGAAACAAGCUUCUUCGGCUCCUGGGUGACUUCAAGCUGGAUAAAGAGAAUGAACAAUUCGAUGCAGAUAAAGCCCAGGUUAUGAAAGAGAUAGCAUCACUGUAACUGUAGCCAGGAGGUAAUUUUAUCUUCUCUUUCCUGAUGGGGAAAGACUUCAUGUUGUAAAAUUGUUGUAAAAUAUUUGAUGGAAAUUAGAAGCUUUGAUCUCUCAUCUCUUUGAAAUUUCUGUAAUUGAGAGGGGAGUAACAUAAUAAAAUUUUAGAGAGAGAGAAUAUAAGUGCUGCAGCCAUCAGAAUCAUGUGUUUGUAGGGAGUAAGUUUGAGUUGUAAUGACAUUCUAGAGAAAACUUUGGAGAUUGUUUGCUUUA
This is a messenger RNA of Phalaenopsis equestris, 1591 nucleotides long. RefSeq names its product putative MO25-like protein At5g47540. Gene Ontology annotation, molecular function: protein serine/threonine kinase activator activity. Gene Ontology annotation, biological process: intracellular signal transduction. NCBI's taxonomy places the organism in Eukaryota, Viridiplantae, Streptophyta, Magnoliopsida, Asparagales, Orchidaceae. Bases 325 to 1329 code for a protein of 334 amino acids. The transcript has 11 exons. The record is from RefSeq and is a predicted model, not a curated record.